AUGAGUAAGAUGUCAGGGGAGGAGGAGUUUUAUCUGUUCAAGAACAUCUCCUUGGUGGGGCCAUGGGAUGGGCCUCAGUACCACAUUGCCCCUAUCUGGGCCUUCCACCUCCAAGCAGUCUUCAUGGGCUUUGUCUUCUUUGCAGGGACACCACUCAAUGCCUCGGUGCUGGUGGCCACCCUGCGCUACAAGAAGUUGCGACAGCCACUCAACUAUAUUCUGGUCAAUGUGUCCCUGGGGGGCUUCCUCUACUGCAUCUCUGUCUUCAGUGUCUUCAUCGCCAGCUGUCAGGGAUACUUCAUCUUUGGCCGCCAUGUUUGUGCUUUGGAGGCCUUCCUGGGCUCUACGGCAGGUCUGGUGACAGGCUGGUCACUGGCCUUCCUGGCCUUUGAGCGCUACAUGGUCAUCUGUAAGCCCUUCGGCAAUUUCCGCUUCAGCUCCAAGCACGCACUGAUGGUGGUCCUGGCUACCUGGACCAUUGGUAUUGGCGUCUCCAUCCCACCCUUCUUUGGCUGGAGCCGGUUCAUCCCUGAGGGCCUGCAGUGUUCCUGUGGCCCCGACUGGUACACCGUGGGCACCAAAUACCGCAGCGAGUACUAUACCUGGUUCCUCUUCAUCUUCUGCUUCAUUGUGCCUCUCUCCCUCAUCUGCUUCUGCUACUCGCAGCUGCUGGGAGCCCUCAGAGCUGUUGCAGCCCAGCAACAGGAGUCUGCUUCAACCCAGAAGGCCGAGCGGGAGGUGAGCCGGAUGGUGGUAGUGAUGGUGGGCUCCUUCUGUCUCUGUUACACGCCCUAUGCUGCAAUGGCCAUGUAUAUGGUCAACAACCGGAACCACGGGCUGGACUUACGGCUUGUCACCAUUCCUGCCUUCUUCUCCAAGAGUGCUUGUGUCUACAACCCCAUCAUCUACUGCUUUAUGAAUAAGCAGUUCCGAGCCUGCAUCAUGGAGAUGGUGUGUGGGAAAUCCAUGACAGAUGAUUCUGUAAUAUCCAGCUCCCAGAAAACAGAAGUCUCUACUGUUUCUCCCAGUCAAGUUGGCCCCAACUAAGGAGCCAUAUUGGCUUAUUUGCAACAACUAGGAUUUUACAUUUAGGGAAAUUUCUUCUUUCUCUCUCAAAAACCAAACUACUAACAAAUGCAGAAAAAGAUGGGAAGGGUAUAAUGGCAAUUCGGGGAGUCCACUUUCCAUUUUCCUACCAUUCCUUUCUCACCCACAAAACUACUGUUCCAACCGGGUCUACUUUAGACCACUCCAAAGGCCAUGUCAACAAUCCUCAAUUUCUACUCCUAAGUGGCAUCAUUCAUAGCACUUGGAAAACUGAUUUAUG
Odobenus rosmarus divergens (Pacific walrus) is the source of this 1327-nucleotide messenger RNA. RefSeq names its product opsin 1 (cone pigments), short-wave-sensitive (gene OPN1SW). The transcript has 5 exons. Gene Ontology annotation, cellular component: photoreceptor outer segment; membrane. The coding region runs from base 1 to 1047 and encodes 348 amino acids. Lineage: Eukaryota; Metazoa; Chordata; Mammalia; Carnivora; Odobenidae. Gene Ontology annotation, molecular function: G protein-coupled receptor activity. Gene Ontology annotation, biological process: G protein-coupled receptor signaling pathway; phototransduction; visual perception. The record is from RefSeq and is a predicted model, not a curated record.